AUGAACGAAGAAUAAAAUUAAUAUCAGGAUAGCAUUAUUAAUAAAAGCCAACUAGAAAAUAAUCUCAAAGAUCUUCUAGAGAGGAUUUUAUAAAAUGCUGAAAAAUUCAUUGAUACUAGAGAAGAGUUCAACUAAAUAGAAGUAGAACUAAUAGAUUAUGAAAAUUUAUCCCAUUUGAUAGGAAUAAUAAAGGCAGUGUUUACUAAUUGAUGAUAAAAUUUGAAAAGAAAUUAUCGUAAGUAGUCAUAGACAUAUAAUAAAAGAACAGAGGAAAAGUAUGAAAAAUUAGAAUAAACAAUGAUAAAGUAUGAUGUAGAAAUACGAAAUCAUAUAAGAGUAAUAAAAACCUUUAUUAAAGAUUGAAUAACAACUUAAAUUAUAUGUUGAAUCAAUUUAAACUAAAUUAGAUGAAAGCGAAAUAAAUAGAGCUGAAUUAUUAAAUACAACGAAAUAACUAAUUAGUGUAAAAUAUUCACAAUUAUUUAGAAUUUAAAAAAAGAAAAUUAAACUUAUCAUGAAGUCUAAGAGAAGCUAAAAAACGAAAUUUAUUAUUUAAAAUAAAUAAUUAAUGGUCUAGAGAAAGAGAAUAAAAGAAAAUCUUUAGAUUUAAGUCAAAGAGAGUAAUAAAUACAGAAUUCAAAAGCAUUUUAAUAACCAAUCCCUUAACCAUUUCAAUUAGAAAGUAGUUGAUAAUUAUUAAAUUAGACUAAAAGAUUGAAAAAUCUUUUUCAGAAUAUAAAGGAAAUUUAAAAUAAUAAUUAGAAAAAGUAAUAAAAAUAGAUAAUAAUGAGAUUCCAAUCAAAUCUUAAUAAUAUAAUAUUAUUAAUUAUUGUAAUUCAAUGAAUAAAGUUAUAUAAAAAAUAAUUUAACAAAAGGAAGGUUAUANACUAAUGGUAAUAUAUCAAUUCUUAUUUUUAUUUAAUUAUAUAGCAAAUUUAAAUAUUUAAUAGUUUUUUUGGCAAUAAAAACAAUAUUUUAAAUUGGAAUGUUACUCUAUAAACCUGGGUAAGCAUACUUAAAAAUUUUUUUAAUAUAAUAUUUUUAUAAAAUUACUGUUUAUGAACGAAGAAUAAAAUUAAUAUCAGGAUAGCAUUAUUAAUAAAAGCCAACUAGAAAAUAAUCUCAAAGAUCUUCUAGAGAGGAUUUUAUAAAAUGCUGAAAAAUUCAUUGAUACUAGAGAAGAGUUCAACUAAAUAGAAGUAGAACUAAUAGAUUAUGAAAAUUUAUCCCAUUUGAUAGGAAUAAUAAAGGCAGUGUUUACUAAUUGAUGAUAAAAUUUGAAAAGAAAUUAUCGUAAGUAGUCAUAGACAUAUAAUAAAAGAACAGAGGAAAAGUAUGAAAAAUUAGAAUAAACAAUGAUAAAGUAUGAUGUAGAAAUACGAAAUCAUAUAAGAGUAAUAAAAACCUUUAUUAAAGAUUGAAUAACAACUUAAAUUAUAUGUUGAAUCAAUUUAAACUAAAUUAGAUGAAAGCGAAAUAAAUAGAGCUGAAUUAUUAAAUACAACGAAAUAACUAAUUAGUGUAAAAUAUUCACAAUUAUUUAGAAUUUAAAAAAAGAAAAUUAAACUUAUCAUGAAGUCUAAGAGAAGCUAAAAAACGAAAUUUAUUAUUUAAAAUAAAUAAUUAAUGGUCUAGAGAAAGAGAAUAAAAGAAAAUCUUUAGAUUUAAGUCAAAGAGAGUAAUAAAUACAGAAUUCAAAAGCAUUUUAAUAACCAAUCCCUUAACCAUUUCAAUUAGAAAGUAGUUGAUAAUUAUUAAAUUAGACUAAAAGAUUGAAAAAUCUUUUUCAGAAUAUAAAGGAAAUUUAAAAUAAUAAUUAGAAAAAGUAAUAAAAAUAGAUAAUAAUGAGAUUCCAAUCAAAUCUUAAUAAUAUAAUAUUAUUAAUUAUUGUAAUUCAAUGAAUAAAGUUAUAUAAAAAAUAAUUUAACAAAAGGAAGGUUAUAGAUUUUAUGGAUAAAAAUUAAGAAACAAAAAUAAUUCACUUUCUAAUAUAAAAGAUGUGAUAUAAAAUAUCUCUGUUUAAGAUAGAAAAAGAGGAUUAGGCAGUUAAACUAUUUCAAAAAAUAGUUCAUUAUAGAACAGUUAAGUUAUUAAAAAUAAAAGUAUCUAAAAAUAUAUAUAAAAUUGAUAUAGAAAAUGAAAAUUUGAAUAAAUGUAAAAGUUCUAGAAGAGCUAAUAUUGGAUAAAAAUUAAUAAUGAUGGAAUCUUAAAUAAAAUUAACUUGUUGA
Molecule: messenger RNA, 2228 nt
Organism: Paramecium sonneborni
Lineage: Eukaryota; Ciliophora; Oligohymenophorea; Peniculida; Parameciidae
Source: the annotation of a GenBank genome assembly